GAACUUACGGACCAUCAAAUAUUACACAGUAUCGAUCAGUAAUACAGCCGACAAAACGAUAAUACUACCUACUUGCGGUCACAAUGCUGCGCCGUCCUCCCACCGUCCUCUCCCUCACCCCCGAGGACAUCGCCGACUACGAAGACCGUGCUAUCGAGCGCGCCCGUGCCGCCGAGCAUGAGGCGAGGCAACAAGCUGCCCAGGGCGCGGCCCGCGUCCGUCGUGAGGAGUUCUCCGCCGCCGCCGCCGCGCGCAGGGCCGCGAUGGCCACGACAACCCCCAUCACAGCAGCUGGUGGUGCGGGUGCGGGUGCGGGGGGCAACCAUGUGGGCGGCAGCUUUGCGGGAAGGAGGAGGGUCAUGAGCAGCCCGCCGGAACACCGGUUCAGUGACGAUGACGACGACGCGGGGCAGCACGAGGAGGAAGAAGAAGAAGAGAGCGACGAGGAGGUAGAGACGUCGUACUACGCGCGAGCCCAGGCCCAAGCCGCGCGGGUGACCAGCUUCGGACGCGGGCCUCUCCCCGUGGGCGAACAGCACUACUACCAACCGCAUAACAACUAUGGCGGCGCAGCGGAGGAGCAAGAGGCAGCAGAAGAAGAAGAAGCGGCCGGGCUCGGCUCCGGUGACGACAUGGACAUCGACACAGCGGCCACGAGCGACCCGUUCCACCGGCCCCAACAACAACAACAACAACAACCACAACACCGACUAUCCCCUCCGCGCCACCAGUACACCAACAACACCACCAACCCCACCAGCAACCCGCCCCCGAUCAGCAGCAACACCAGCACGCUGCCCGCCAGCCAAGCCACCACCGCGAUCGCCGAGACACCUCCCAACAACCCCGCACGCGAGGCCCGCUCGCACAGCCAGCACCCGCCGCCGGUGCACCAGCGCCGCACGCGGGAGCGUACAGCCGAGCUGCCGCAGCCGCCGCCACCACCCACCACAUCAACAUCAACAUCAACAUCGGUGCCGGCGCGGGAGACGCGGUUGCGCGGCCAGCACGCACACGGGGGGAGCUCGCGCGCGGUGUCGGCUUCUGCUGCUGCGGGAGGCGGGACACGAACUGCUUCUGCUGCUGCUGCUGCUGCUGCUCCUGCGGUCACGCCCGAGGCGAGGGUGCAGCGGAGCCGGGACGAGCGGAUUGGGGUGGCUGCGCCGCGGCGGGGGCGGGGGCAUCAGGUCUAGUUCUAGUUUUUUGGGCCAUUUCUUCCCUUUUCUUUCAUUAUUGUGUAUGUAUGGCUUGGGGAGGGAUCAAUGUGUGUGAAUGAUCUGGGAGUCUGAUCUUGGAGUUGGGUUUGAGGAAAAGAAAAGAUCAGAUCUGGGCUGAUUCUUUCAAGAUGCAUGCAUUCGCUGGACUGCCAUAUAGGGCUGGCUGGAU
Thermothielavioides terrestris NRRL 8126 is the source of this 1386-nucleotide messenger RNA. RefSeq lists its product as uncharacterized. The transcript has a single exon. Bases 84 to 1193 code for a protein of 369 amino acids. Gene Ontology annotation, biological process: anaphase-promoting complex-dependent catabolic process. Lineage: Eukaryota; Fungi; Ascomycota; Sordariomycetes; Sordariales; Chaetomiaceae. The record is from RefSeq and is a predicted model, not a curated record. Gene Ontology annotation, cellular component: anaphase-promoting complex.